AUGGCCGCCGUCGCAACUCGGAAAUGCAGUGGCGUGGACUGCGCCAAGGACGCAGGCACGCUCCAAUGUCCCACCUGCCUAAAGAUGGGCACCGACAGUUUCUUCUGCUCGCAAGACUGUUUCAAGCGAAGCUGGAGCGAGCACAAGACCAUCCAUAAGAAGACUACCGGUCACUUCAACCCAUUCCCCUCGUUCCAAUUCACCGGUCCCCUCCGACCCCUCUACCCACUGUCGCCCAAGCGCACCGUUCCUGAGUCAAUCCCCCACCCCGACUACGCCAAGGGUGGUAUUCCAAUCUCCGAGCAGAAGCUAUGGGGCCAGCAUAAGAUUAAGAUCCUGAACAAGGAGGAGCAGGAGGGUAUGCGUGUAGUCUGCCGUCUGGCUCGUGAGGUUUUGGAUAUUGCGGCCCGUGCCUUGAAGCCCGGCGUGACCACCGACUAUAUUGAUGAGAUUGUUCACAAGGCUUGUGUUGAACGCGACUCGUAUCCCUCGCCGCUGAACUAUAUGCACUUCCCCAAAUCCGUCUGCACAUCAGUCAACGAGACCAUCUGCCACGGUAUUCCCGAUCAACGACCCCUCGAGGAUGGUGACAUUGUCAACAUCGACGUUACCUUAUAUCACAAGGGCUUCCACGGCGAUAUCAACGAGACCUACUAUGUCGGCGACAAGGCCCUCGCCAACCCUGACGCCGUCCGAGUCGUCGAGACCGCGCGCGAGUGUCUGGAAAAGUCAAUCGAACUAGUCAAGCCCGGCAUGCUCUUCCGAGACCCCGGAAACGUGAUCGAGAAGCACGCCAAGACUCGCAACUGCAGCGUCGUCAAGACCUAUUGCGGCCACGGCAUCAACCAGCUCUUCCACUGCGCCCCCAACGUCCCCCACUAUGGCAAGAACAAGGCUGUCGGCACGGCCAAGCCCGGCAUGUGCUUCACCAUCGAGCCGAUGAUUAACAUUGGUACUCACCGUGACCGUACAUGGCCGGAUGACUGGACCAGCACUACUGCCGACGGCUCAUUGUCGGCGCAGUUCGAGCACACCAUGCUGGUGACGGAGGAUGGCGUGGAGGUUCUGACGGCUCGUCUUCCUGACUCGCCGGGUGGUCCUGUCCCUAUUCCUGUGGUGGAGAAUGGAAAUUAA
This is a messenger RNA of Penicillium brasilianum, 1134 nucleotides long. The record is from the annotation of a GenBank genome assembly. NCBI's taxonomy places the organism in Eukaryota, Fungi, Ascomycota, Eurotiomycetes, Eurotiales, Aspergillaceae.